Messenger RNA from Geodia barretti, 5061 nucleotides. NCBI's taxonomy places the organism in Eukaryota, Metazoa, Porifera, Demospongiae, Tetractinellida, Geodiidae. The record is from the annotation of a GenBank genome assembly.
GCGCGAUUAUAUACGACCCGACCCGACCCGACCCGAGAGUAUUAGAGGAACGCGCCCACCAUCUACUGUCUCUGCAUAGAACCAUAGGUAUCACUCAGCUCAAGACCUCCUAUAAUAUUGUAAGUACGUUGUUACCCUCGUUGGCUCCCUUCGGCGGUUGAGGGGCACCAUGACUACUCUGGGGGAUGGCGGAGGGCCUUCAGCUACCUCUGUGUACAGCGGAGUACGCAGCAGUGUUAGCGGUGCAUCUGACGUACCUGGUGGUGCACAUAAACAUAUUUCCCCGCAUAUUGGACAGAUUGACUCUGGUGAGAAAAUGGAUGCAGAUAGAAUGGACGAAAAGAGAAAGGAACACAUGGCAUACGAGUAUCUCUGCCAUUUAGAGGAAGCAAAACAGUGGAUUGAAGCAUGCAUUGAGGAUGAGCUGCCUACAACUACAGAACUUGAGGAAGCCCUCAGAAAUGGUGUGAUACUGUGUCGGCUGGGGCACUUUUAUGCACCAGAGAUUCUACCUCUCAGGAAGAUCUAUGACAGAGACCAGGCCAAGUAUCAUGCUAAAGGGCUACACUUCAAGCACACAGACAACUUCAACUGGUGGUUACGGACAUUGGAGCAUGUUGGCCUACCAAAGAUAUUCUACCCCAUUACAACUGAUCUAUACGACAGGAAAAACAUGCCGAGGGUUAUCUACUGUAUCCAUGCCGUCAGUUUGUAUCUCCAUAAGUUGGGAAAAGCACCCCUAAUCGAGGACCUGCUGGGAACAGCUACAUUCACAGAGGAGGAGAUCAGUGCCAUGAAACUAGCACUAGAGAAGUAUGGAAUAAAUCUUCCUUCAUUUGGAAAGAUUGGGGGGAUUCUUGCAAAUGAGCUUUCUGUGGACGAGGCAGCAGGUAUGGUAACAUUUAACUUUGUACUGUAUGUGUAUAACGUAUGUUUCUAAAGAAAGCUAACCUUGUAAAGUGUGCAUAAAUAUCUGAGAGUUUUGUCUAAUUAAGUUAAAAUAGCCUUAUAUACUUUAUGUUGCAGACCUUGUUUGCACAUCUUUGUAUAAUUGUAUAGUAUAAUGUUUGUAAACUUUAGUUGCAUUUUAACAUAUAUAGCAAGCUCCUGAAACAUGUACUGCCACCUUUAGUAGCAUGUUUGUUUUCAGUACAUGCAGCAGUGAUGGCCAUCAAUGAAGUGUUGGAGAAAGAAGACAGCAGUGAAACACUCAAAGCGCUCCGAAAUCCUGCAGCCUGUUUGGUUGAUGUGCUGGUGGAAAAUGCUCCACGUUACCAAGGGACUCUUCUGAAGGAAAAGAGAGACAAGUCUGCUAAGGCUGGAGCUCAGAAUGGUGAUGUAGAUGACUCACAGAGGGAUGUGUACGAAUACAUGCUUACUCGUGAUGAAAUACAGAGGGGAGUGACUGAAGUUAACUCCACAGUACGUGCAGAAAUUGCAGAGGAAAAGUUUUGCAAUGCCAUUGGUGAAGUGAAUCAGGCCAUUGUCGGUGGUGACCUCCAGCAGUUGCUGUACUCACUGCAGAGUGAAGAUACUAGACUCAAAGCUAUUAACCCAGAUAAUGUCCAAUGGUACAUGGAUGUAUUGUCAAAAGCCAUCAAAGACAAAGCAGAGAUGGGUGGUGAUAGUCUCCUGACACGGGACGAGAUACAGGAUAUCAUCAACAUUGCUAAUGAUAUAGCUGAACACACAAGACUAGUGCAAGCAGCUGUGGUAGCUAUCAACACAGCCCUAGAAGAAGGUGAUGCAGAUAGUACCCUAGAGGCCCUACAGAAUGAGCACCUUGACCUGUCAGAUGUUCACCCAGAAAACAAAGACUACUACUAUCAGGGAUUGCGUGCUAAAAAACAAGGAAAGGAGGAAAGUGGCAGCACUCUUCUGACAGAGGAUGAUAUACAAGAAGGUGUAAAUGAUAUGAACCAGACUGCUGAGUAUGACAGAAAUGUUGAGGAGGCAUUUGCUGCUAUCAACUAUAGUGUCAAGAGUGGCCAAAGUGCUCAAGCUACUCUGCAUGCUUUGCAGAGUGAAUUUGCUGGGUUGAUUGAAAAUAUCAGAGAAGACUGUGCAGAGGAAUAUCUUGCUGCCCUCAGAAAGGCGCAGGAUGAGAAACAAGAGGAGCUGACCUCUGAGGAAAUCAAGCAAAUUGUGGAAAUGGUGAACGAGAAGAAGCAUCAGGAAGAGUUGAAAAAUCAGGCAGUAGGUGAAAUCAAUUCGUGUGUGGGUGGUAUGGACAGCACUCUCCUUCUGCAAGCACUCUUGAACCCCCAUGCUGGACUGGACAAUGUGCAAGAAUCCAAUGCACUGCACUACCUCAAUGUUCUCACAGCCAUGAAAAAAUCAAAAGAAGAGAGGAUGGGUGAAUCUGAUGCCACUCUGACACAAGCAGAGAUCCAGACAGGCAUUGACAAAGCUAAUGAGCAGACUCUUAAAGCUAUAGAAUUGGCAAAGGCAGUGAGUGUCAUCAACUGGGCUGUUGACAGUGGAGAUUCAGCAGCCACAUUAGUAGCCCUACAGGCACCUGCAGCUAACCUUCGCUCAAUCACAGAGGAGUGUGCUGCUGACUACACAAGAAGCUUGGCAGAAGCUAAGAGCCAGAGAGUAGGGGAGAAAGGUGAUGGGUGGGCGGAACAUCGCACAAGAGGAGGACAUGCAUUCUAUUACAACUGGAAAUCAGAGCAAUCUCAGUGGGAGAAGCCUGAAAAUCUACCUGAACAGAGUUCUCACUUGAGAAGAGAGGAGAUUCAGGUCGUUGUAACCAAGGUUACAGCUGAGUUUGAUCGUUGGACUCUUCUCAAAUCGAACGAACCUCUCAUUACUCAGUUGCAAGCAAGAAUAAGAGGAACCCAGUGCCGCAAAUCAUUCCUUUCACGUCUAGACUUUCUUAGAGCACAUGAGAAGCAGGCAGUUGCACUACAGGCUCACUGGAAGGGAUCAAAACAGAGGAAGGCUUACCGAGAAAGACUGGCCUUCCUAAACAGUCAAGCCACUGCUGCUGUCAUGUUGCAGUCCUUUGUGCGAAUGUGGAGAGGCAGAAAAGCCCACCGGGAGAGACUGCAGUUCUUGAGAGACAAUGUUGCUGCUGUGGUCAAAAUACAGACAUUCUGGAGAGCAAAAACUGCAAAGAGGAACUACAAGCAGCUUGUUGAAGUUGAUCAGCCACCGGCAUCAUCGGUGCGGCGGUUUUUGGCACUUCUCGAACAGAGUGACAUCGAUUUCAGUGAAGAACUUGAAUGCCAGCGUCUAAAGGCACAAGUUGUGCAGGAGAUUCGUUGUAACCAGCAACUUGAACAGGAUGUACGCAUCAUGGACAUCAAGAUAGGGUUACUUGUCAAGAAUCGCAUAUCACUGGAAGAUGUAGUGACCCACUCAACACAAAUUAAGAAGGAGAGGCGCAAGGGAGGGGCAUCCGUGUCAGUGACUACAGGAGACUCCAGUGCUCUGUUAUCUACCGGACUUGGUGGACUCACAAAAGCCAACCAACAAAGACUAGAGGCUUACCAGCACUUGUUCUAUCUCCUCCAAACCAAUCCAAAUUACUUUGCCAAGCUAAUAUUUGAGAUGCCACAGAGCAAGACCAACCGAUUCAUGGAGAAUGUAAUCCUAACAGUCUUCAACUAUGCUCAAAACAACCGAGAACAAUUCCUGUUGGUUAAAUUGUUCGAGAGAGCUCUGAAAGAGGAAGUUCAGUCAAAGGUUGACAGAAUCAUGGAUAUCGUUACUGGAAACCCAACUGUCAUCAAGAUGGUCAUUCACUACACCAGAGGAGAGCGAGGUCACAAUGUGUUGCAAGAUUUGUUGGGACCUCUAGUGAAAGAAGUCUUGGAAGCCAAGGACUUGAUGUUAAUCACUAGUCCUGUGGACAUCUACCGUGCCUGGAUUAAUCAGAUGGAGUCCGAGACAGGCGAAGCUACAAAGCUACCAUAUGAUGUGUCAAAUGACCAAGCACUGGAGCACCAAGAAGUGAAGGAUAGAAUACGCAAGACGAUUCAGCAGCUGUGUUCCUUCUGUGAUCGCUUUCAGGCUUCCAUCAUGGAAAGUGUGCAAAAAAUACCGUAUGCUAUGCGCUUCAUUGCCAUGCAGCUACGGCUAGCACUUGUAGCCAAAUUUCCAGAUGCGCCACAAGAUGACAUUCUCAAAGUUGUGGGCAACCUUCUCUACUACCGGUAUAUGAAUCCAGCUAUUGUGGCUCCAGAUGCAUUUGAUGUUGUUGAAAUGGGAGUUGAACAUCAACUUGGAGCUGAACAAAGAAGAAAUCUGGGAGCUAUUGCAAAAAUUCUUCAGACAGCUGCUGCUGGAAAGAUGUUUGAGGGAGAAAAUUCAGCAUUGUCGAAUGUGAAUGAAUACCUCGCCAAAGCCUUUGAAAAGUUCAAAGUAUUCUUCUUGCAAGCUUCAACGGUGGCUUCAGCAGAGGAGAAGUUUGGCAUAGAUGAGUACUCAGAUGUCAUCAUGCUCACUAAGCCAGUCAUUUACAUAUCUGUGAAGGAAAUCUGCUCCACACACUCUUUGUUGAUUGAGCAUGAAGCCAUUGCCCCUGAUCCUUCUGACCCUCUGAGGGAGAUUUUGAGAGACCUUGGCCCUGCACCCUCUGUUGAAGCCUUUUUAGGUGGGGUCCGUGAGGCAGCACCAGGUGAAGACAAACAGGAUGUCAUUAAUGAGGCUGGAAAGCAGGAAAUCCCGCUUACCCUGGUCAACAAAUUUGAAGGAUUAGCACAGGAUGAUAGCUCUGACAUGAGAGCUCUUUUUGUCAGAACAAAGAGGAUGGUAGUAGAUGUUCUGAAGGUUCAACCAGGUGACAAUCUUACUGAGAUCCUUUAUACACCGGCUACUCCUGAGCAGGAAGAAGAGCACCAGCAGUUGAUCCAGAACAGAGAGGUGUCUGAGCAAGCACAAAUGUCACGCAGCAAAACCAUCAAAAAAUCAGACUCAAUGUCUGGAGAUAGAAACCUUCCACUGGAGGGCAUGAAGAGAAAGAUAAUGCGCAAUCUUCGUACUUUGGAGACAGAGGGUAUGGUGGACAGCAAAAAUGACUACCAGGAGAUCAUCAAUGCUAUUGCAAGGGUA